Molecule: messenger RNA, 567 nt
Organism: Symbiodinium necroappetens
Lineage: Eukaryota; Dinophyceae; Suessiales; Symbiodiniaceae
Source: the annotation of a GenBank genome assembly
GACGUGUACCGCUACUACCUGCAAGCUUCAGCUGGCGGCUGCGUGAAAGCUCAGCUUCUUCUGGCCGAGUUCUGCAUGGAUGGCAAGUUCAUGGAGGUGAACCGGAACUGCAGCGCAACUUGGGCUCGACGGGCGCUGGAAAGCGGCGCCUCGCGCACGGCGCUCUUUGCAGAGACCUUCUUUCAGCUCGCCGAGUGCUUUCUGGAAGGAAAGCAUGGUCCAAUGGAUCAGGCUUCGGCUUUCUUUUGGCUGCAAGUGGCCGCCGACGCGGGAUCUGCCAAGGCCCAGUACACGCUGGGAAGAGAGCUGUUGGAGGACCUCGCGGUGGCUACUGGCAACGAGUUUGCCGCCGAGUGGUUGCAGAGGGCCGCAGAUCAGGAUCAUGAGGAGGCACAGUUCCUCCUCGGCGUCGCACUGGCCAUGGGCCAAGGCCUGCCAAAGAACGACUCGGCAGCUGCGGAGUGGUUCCAGAAAGCUGCAGAGCGAGGCCACGCCAUGGCCCAGUACAACCUGGCGAUUGUGUUGGAGGAGGGCCGCGGCCUUGAGGCCAACGCCUCGGCAGCCGAG